AUGGCUAAAUUCAUUAAAUCAGGUAAAGUUGCUAUUGUCGUUCGUGGUCGUUUCGCUGGUAAGAAAGUCGUCAUUGUCAAGCCACAUGACGAAGGUACCAAGGCACACCCAUUCGCACACGCCAUUGUUGUUGGUAUUGAAAGAUACCCAUUGAAGGUCACCAAGAACUUAGGUGCCAAGAAGACUGCUAAGAGAACUAAGGUUAAGCCAUUCGUCAAAUUAGUCAACUACAACCACUUAAUGCCAACAAGAUACUCUUUAGAUGUUGAAUCUUUCAAGUCUGUUGUUUCAUCUGAAACCUUAGAAGAACCAACUCAAAGAGAAGAAGCUAAGAAAGUUGUCAAGAAGGCCUUAGAAGAAAAGCACCAAGCUGGUAAAAACAAAUGGUUCUUCACUAAACUUAACUUUUAA
This is a messenger RNA of Debaryomyces hansenii CBS767, 411 nucleotides long. It is a transcript of the gene RPL27A, whose product is annotated as 60S ribosomal protein eL27. The record is from RefSeq and is a predicted model, not a curated record. NCBI's taxonomy places the organism in Eukaryota, Fungi, Ascomycota, Pichiomycetes, Serinales, Debaryomycetaceae. The coding region runs from base 1 to 411 and encodes 136 amino acids. Gene Ontology annotation, molecular function: structural constituent of ribosome. The transcript is spliced from 2 exons. Gene Ontology annotation, cellular component: cytosolic large ribosomal subunit; ribosome. Gene Ontology annotation, biological process: translation.